Messenger RNA from Papilio polytes (common Mormon), 4555 nucleotides. It is a transcript of the gene DNApol-alpha180, whose product is annotated as DNA polymerase alpha catalytic subunit. Gene Ontology annotation, cellular component: alpha DNA polymerase:primase complex. Bases 26 to 4462 code for a protein of 1478 amino acids. The transcript is spliced from 10 exons. Gene Ontology annotation, biological process: DNA replication; lagging strand elongation; leading strand elongation. The record is from RefSeq and is a predicted model, not a curated record. Lineage: Eukaryota; Metazoa; Arthropoda; Insecta; Lepidoptera; Papilionidae. Gene Ontology annotation, molecular function: purine nucleotide binding; DNA replication origin binding; chromatin binding.
UUUAUAUGAGUUAUAUUAAAUAGAAAUGGAAGAUUCUCUUGCUACUUCAAGAGCCAAACGACAAAAAGUUGAUAAACACGGUAGAUUCUCUGCUUUAGAAAAGCUAAAACAGCUUAAAGGUAAAGGAUCUAAACACAAAUAUGACGUUGACGAAAUGGAAAAUGUUUAUGACACAGUGGAUGAAAAGGAAUAUCAUGAUCGUGUGUUACAAAGACAGGAAGACGAUUGGAUAGAAGAUGAUGGCACUGGCUAUGUGGAAGAUGGUAGAGAAAUAUUUGAUGAUGAUGUUAUUGAGGACACUUAUGUUGCUUCCAAUGGUAAAGAAUCUGGUCGGGGCACAAAAAGAAAAGCCCGACUGGCUCCACAAGCAAAUAGCAAAGGAAAUAUUAGAAAUUUAAUAGGAGCUAUGCCUGUUAAGAAAAAAGAGGAUGUUAAAAUCUCUGAUGACAAUAUCUUAUCUGACAUCAUGUCAGAUUUGGAUGGUAGCACAUCAUCCACUGUUGUCAAACUAAAACCUCUGCCUAUUAAUAAAUCCAAUGUCAAAGAUUCUAGCAAGAAUGAAGCUCAGAAUUAUUUCAAAAGUCUUUCUACAGCUGUUAAGAAGCCAGCGCCAAUAACAGAAGAGGUUAAAGAGAGAGAUGUACAGAAAACAAGUGAAAAAGUUCCAACCGAUGUUCAUAUAGAACCAAAAGCAAAGAAACCCCAAUGGAAUAUCAAUAAAGAGAUUAAGAAAGAACUUGAGGACUCUGCUACUGAGAAUAUAGAAGAAUUUGUAACUCAAGAUUUAAAUUUUGAUGACGAUUUCAGUAACAACACACCACCUGCUACAGAAAUUAAAAAAGAAAACAAUACCAAUACUAUCACUGAUGUGUCUGAUGAGUUCUUUAAUGAGGAAUUUGAAAUAUUUCCAUUAAAGAAAGAAUCUCCUAAUGAGAUGAAAACAACAAAGGCUUGGUCGGAGCAGUUUAGUGAAAAUCAUAAUGGUCCUUCUAUUCAAACAGAUGGACAGUUACCUUUACAGACUAAUAUUAAUGGAGACAAAGUUUUUAAAUUCUAUUGGCUAGAUGCUUGGGAAGAUAGAUUUGUAAAGCCAGGUGUAGUUUAUUUAUUUGGCAAGACAUAUGUUAAUCCUUCAAAUAAGCAAGCAGGUUGUGUAUCAUGCUGUGUUGUGGUGAAAAAUGUUAACCGCCAGAUAUUUUUGUUGCCCAGAGAAUAUAAAUUAGAUCCAGUGACAUUUGAACAAACAGACCAGGAAGUAUCCAUGAUGGAUAUGUACAAGGAGUUCAAUGAAUCAAUUGCCAGUGAACUUGGUCUCACAGAGUUCAAGUCACGGAAAGUCACAAAGAAUUACUGUUUCAAUCUCCCCGACAUACCCGCACAAUGUGAUUACUUGGAAGUUAAAUAUUCAGCAUCUUUCCCACCACCAAAUACUACUAAAAAAGGAUUAACUUAUUCCCAUAUUUUUGGUGCUAACACAUCUUCAUUGGAAUCAUUUUUAUUGGAGAGAAAAAUUAAAGGUCCUUGUUGGCUCGAAGUAAAGGAAGCUGAAAAUGUAUUAGCAAAAGUAUCUUGGUGUAAAAUGGAAGCAUCUUGUGAUAGAAUGGAAAACAUCAGUGUUAUAAGAAAUGGAAUGGAUUUAGAGCCACCACCAAUUGUUGUUGCUACUAUACACACAAGGAGUGCUGUAGAUCAAAAAACAAACAAGACAAAAAUAUUAAUGUUAAGCUGUCUUGUGCAUAACAGCUUUCCAAUCCACAAACCACCACCAAAUCCACCAUUUCAUCAACAUUUUUGUGUUAUGACAAAAAGCAAUGAAGUAUGGCCAUUAGACCUCAAACAGGCUCUCUCACAAUACAAUGCUACAAAACUUACAAAGUGCGACACUGAGAGAGAACUUCUCAAUUACUUUAUGGUGCAAUUCUGGAAAUUAGAUCCAGACCUAGUAGUAGGACAUGACAUGCAAGGAUUCCAACAAGAUUUAUUGAUAGGAAACAUUCUAGAUUUACGUAUCCCAAAUUGGUCCAGAUUGGGGCGAUUGAAGCGAUCCGUCGCUCCCCAAAAGAAAUUUGCGACCAAAGAUGCCUUUCUCGGUAGAUUAGUGUGUGAUAUAAAACUUUCAUCUAUGGAACUGAUUCGUUCGAGAAGUUUCGAUCUGGAUACUUUGUGUGUUAGUGUGCUAAAGAUGAAAGAAGGUGAGAGAGUGGAGGUAGCGUUAGAAGAUAUACCUCGUUUUUAUGAGAGCAGCUGUGACCUCCUUGAGCUGGUCAAACUAAACAUGCAGGAUACCUCCUACAUACUGAAAAUGAUGUGCGAACUGAACGUUAUACCGCUCGCUUUACAAAUCACACAAAUUGCUGGCAACAUAAUGUCUCGAACUUUAAUGGGCGGUAGAUCAGAACGGAACGAAUUUUUGCUACUCCAUGCUUUUACAGAGAAAGAUUUUAUAGUACCCGAUAAAGUAUAUGGUAAAAAAACGAUAACUGAGGGUGAUAACGAAGACAAUGAAGAUACCAAUGUGUCAAAGAAACAAGGCAAGAAGAAAGCAGCGUAUUCCGGAGGCUUGGUGUUAGACCCAAAAAAGGGAUUUUAUGACAAACUUGUUCUACUCAUGGAUUUCAAUUCUUUAUAUCCAAGUAUUAUACAGGAGUAUAACAUUUGCUUCACGACCAUUAAAAGGAAAAUUUCCACAGGAACAGAUGAUGAUUUGAGCAAUUUAGUUCUGCCUGGCUCCAAAGCAGAGUUUGGCGUGCUGCCCACGCAGAUUAGAAAACUUGUAGAGAGCAGGAGGGAAGUUAAAAAAUUAAUGAAAUCCCCUGAUUUAUUACCCGAACAAUAUAUGCAGUAUAAUAUUAGACAAACCGCAUUAAAGCUGACUGCCAACUCAAUGUAUGGAUGUCUCGGUUUUACCCAUUCGAGGUUUUACGCUAAACCUCUCGCGGCGUUAGUCACUAUGAAAGGAAGAGAAAUUCUAAUGGACACCAAGGAAAUUGUUCAAAAGCAAAAUUAUGAAGUGGUGUAUGGUGACACUGACAGUCUGAUGAUUAACACCAACUGCUUGGACUACGAUUCCGUGUUUAAAAUUGGUAAUGAACUCAAAAAAGAAAUUAAUAAAAAAUACAGGCAAAUCGAAUUAGAUAUUGACGGAGUUUUUAAAUAUUUGCUAUUGCUCAAAAAGAAAAAAUACGCUGCCGUUGUUAUAAGCAAGAAUAAAAAUGGUGAAUUUGUUUUAACUCAAGAACACAAAGGCUUGGAUAUAGUACGUCGGGACUGGUCCCAGCUGGCGGCAGAGGCGGGGAAAUUUAUUUUAAGCCAGAUAUUAUCUGAACAGGCUCCCGACGAUAGAUUAGAGAAUAUACAACUGCACUUGAAUAAGCUUAAAGAAGAUUUAUUGAGCAAUCAGAUGCCACUUUCCCUGCUCACUAUAACUAAACAACUUACAAAAAAUCCUAACGAAUAUCCGGAUAAAAACACCCAACCGCAUGUACAAGUCGCUCUAAGGCUUAAUGCAAAAAAUAGUAGACGAUUCAAAAAGGGUGACAUUGUGCCGUACGUGAUUUGUGAAGAUGGGACAGCCAACUCCGCUACACAGAGAGCUUACCAUAUCGAAGAAUUGAAAAAUUCGGAACAUCUUAAAAUCGAUUAUAGAUACUAUUUGGCGCAUCAACUUCAUCCAGUCAUAUCUAGAAUUUGUGAACCAAUCGAGGGCAUGGACCCGGCGCGAGUCGCAGACUGCCUCGGUCUAGACCCAUCCGGCUACAGACAGUUUAAUAGAAAGGAAAACACCAACUCUGAUACAUACGAAGUUGAGAAUGAGCAAGAGAAAUAUAGACAAUGCAAAGAUUUUACAUUCAUUUGCAUAAAUGAGAAUUGCAAAACUGAGAACAAAAUACGUGAAACCUGCGUGAAGUUAGAUAAGGAUAGCGUCAUAUUUUUAGAAAAAUGUCAAAACGACAAAUGCAGUUUGAAACCAAUUGAUUAUUUGGCUUGUAUACAAAAUCAACUGGCAAUGCAAAUCCGGCAAUACCACGCUCAGUAUUACGCUGGAUGGGUGUCGUGUGAAGACCCCGCCUGCGGAUAUCGGACUGCGAGAUUGCCACAAACAUUCAUAGGCGGAUAUCCAUUAUGUAGGCAGUGCGAGAAAGGAGUCAUGUUUAGAGAGUACACCGAAAAAGACCUCCACCUUCAAAUUAGUUUCUUUGCGUACCUUUUCGACCCAAGUAAACACAUGUCUGCAAAAACAAAAUUGUCUAGCCAAAUAACAUCAGCACUCCAAGUAUUGAAAGAAGUCGUAGAAGAUUAUUUAGCCCAUUCAGCAUAUUCCAUCAUAAGUUUGUCGAAGUUAUUCAGAUUUUUCACUGUUGACAAAAAAAGUGGAAAUAACGUGUCGUGUGAUCCUUUAGAAAUAGACAUAUUACCUGAAAACGAGCACAUAGAUGCAUUAAUGGAAAUGGGUGAAUAUUAAAGUGUUCUUGUUAUAGAACUAUUUCUUUAACAAAACAUGUCAGGUGGUAUCUUUUUAAUGUAAAUAAAAAAAAAAUCUUUGUUUAUAAAUAGA